This is a messenger RNA of Eruca vesicaria subsp. sativa (arugula), 1036 nucleotides long. The record is from the annotation of a GenBank genome assembly. NCBI's taxonomy places the organism in Eukaryota, Viridiplantae, Streptophyta, Magnoliopsida, Brassicales, Brassicaceae.
CACGUACCCGCCCACGUGUGCCCAUCCCCGUUAUAUUCCAAACAAGGUAUUACAGUAGAGACGCACGCAGCGAAUAAAAAGAUCAAACAAUGUUGGUGACAGAUCCACAUCUCACAGACCAUCUCUACCUCUUUCACUUCACAGUCUGUUAACUCUAUCAAAAUCAGUCCUAUACGACACGACGUCGUUCAGUCCCUUCUUUUUCCUCCUCUCUUCUGCUCUAUAUAAUGAAACUCUCUGUAUUUUAUUAAAAAAAUCAACGUUUAUUAAUCACAGAACCAUCAAACAGGAAAGCUCUCUCACUCUCAAGAAACACAAGCUCCCAUGGGCUUUCCCGUAGGUUACACAGAGGUGUUCCUCCCGAACCUCUUCGUACAAACGCUUUCCAUACUCAGUUUCACCAGAACCUUCGUCUCCUCUCUCUUCCGCUUAUUGGGCCUCUCCGACUUCCUCGAAACGGAUCGAACCUGGCCCGACUACACAUCUUACCCGACCCGAAUACCCGAACUCCGCUCACCUUUCUCGGCCUUACUCAUCCGCGAGAUCCUACCGGUUAUAAAGUUCGAAGAGGCGACGAGCUCCGGUGAAGAUCUGCCGGAAAACUGCGCCGUGUGUCUCCACGAGUUCGAAGGAGAGGAAGAGAUUCGAUGGUUGAGAAACUGCAGACAUAUAUUCCAUCGGAGCUGUCUCGACCGUUGGAUGGAUCAUGAUCAGAAGACGUGUCCUCUUUGUAGAACACCGUUUGUUCCAGAUGAGAUGCAAGAAGAGUUUAAUCAACGGUUAUGGAGCGCUUCUGGUGUUCAUGACUUCGACAGUGAGUACUGUCCCGUGUCGGAACUUUAGAAAAAAAGCUACUUUUGUCCCAGCCCCUCCCUCCAUCCUUGUGUCUUUUGUACUUUUCACCACUGUACUUUUUAGUUGUGUCUUUUUUCACCUUUGCUAACAUUAGAUUUGCCACGCUUUUAUGUGUGUGUGUAUAUAUGCAUAUGAAUGUGAUGAGCAAUAAGCAUUACUAAAUUUUAAAAGAGAUUAAAAA